CCACCUCGACACGUCACACGCCACGAGUAAAAAAACCGUCAAAGCUCAAAGCGAGAUGUGAACUGAAACGUAGUAGAAAUGUGUGCUUAUUAAAAACGCGCAAAAUAGUGUUCUUGUGCAUUUAUACACACUCAUAAAAUGAUAAUACUAAGAACAAAGUAUUUUGGUAUUAUAAUUUACGUAGUUUAAUAAUGUGAAGUUGAAAAAUUCAUCGACACGUCGACAUAACCUAACAAUCAUGAAAAAUGAUAAUCCCAAAAUGAAAGUGCUAGAGCUGUAUAGUGGAAUUGGCGGAAUGCACUUUGCCCUAAAAUGUAGUGGCGUGGAGGGCGAAGUAAAGGCAUCAAUCGACAUAAAUCCGGUUGCUAAUUUAGUUUAUCAACAUAACUUCCCGGACGUGACGUCAUUUAACCGUAAUAUCCAAAGUCUUAGUCCAAAGUUCAUCAACAAAUUAGACGUCGAUACACUUUUGAUGUCGCCCCCGUGCCAACCUUUCACAAGAAAUGGAUUACAGUUAGAUGUUGAAGAUGAAAGAACAAAAUCAUUUAUUCACAUUUUAAAGAUUUUGCCAGAUCUAAACAUCGAGCGUAUUUUGAUUGAAAAUGUGAAAGGAUUUGAAACAUCACAAAUGAGAGAUCUGUUAAUUGAUGCAUUAAAAAAAUGCGAUUUCAAUUAUCAGGAGUUUAUCUUAAGUCCUACACAAGUUGGGGUGCCAAAUACUAGGCAUCGAUAUUACUGUUUAGCAAAGAAGUCUCCUGCAGUUUUUAAUUUUGAUGUGGAAAUAUUAAAAACUGAAUUACCUCUUCCACACAACUGUGAAAAUAUCAACAACUAUAAUAUUGGUGAAAUUAUAGAAAAACAUCAGGAUUCAAGUUUCAAGUACCUAGAAGACAAAAUUUUAACAAAACAUGUUAAAAUCCUAGAUAUAUGUCACUCGAAUUCAAGAAAUUCCUGUUGUUUUACUAAAGCUUAUGGACGUUACAUUGAAGGUACUGGUAGUGUUUUCACUGAAGAACCUGAGGAUAUUGUAAGAUCAAUUUUUGAACAACUUUCAACAUUGGACUCACAAAGUCAAGAAUAUUUACAACUAGCGCAAAAGUUGAAAUUGCGAUUUUUUACUCCACGUGAAAUUAGCAGGUUAAUGAGUUUUCCAGAAUCUUUUUCUUUUCCUGAUAGUGUGAAAAAUAGGCAAAGAUAUAUGCUCUUGGGAAAUAGCAUAAAUGUUAAAGUAGUAGCAGAACUAAUUAAGUUGUUGAAAUAAGUACUAAGUACUAAACUUAAAAAAAUUUAAAGUCCAAUUAUAUAUUUUCCUUACAACUGACGGCUGCAGUUUAUGUGAGGUGAUGGUCACAUUGAAACCUAUGAAAUUUUAAGUAUAUUUUUUUGUAAAGGACGAUUUCAUAGGAUUCCAAAAAUUCUACACCUUUUAUUUCAAAGUAAUGCAGAAGAUAGCUGUAGAAAGCCUACAGUUGAUGGAACUUCUAUUUUAAACAGAUACACAUGAUUUGUUUCUCACAAAAAUUUUUAAGCUGCUUAUUGCUUGAACAAGUUAAAUGUAAAAUCCUUCAUCCUUAAGUGAGAGUUUUACAUAGUUCUUGCACCUAAAUGGUCGAUUUGUAAAUAAUAUUAAUUCAUCUGCGUCUUGAUGUUUUCUUGAAAGGUUUUAAAAUAUUUGAUGAUGCUAAAAUCCUAUUUUUAAAGGAAAUUUUCGCUGUGCUUCAACUGCACCGCUUUUACUCAUACUUUGUUUCCCUUAUCUGUUUCAAAUUUAAUAAUUAUAUUGUCGAAAGCACGAAAGUCAUCAUCGUUUGAUGAAAUGUGAAUGUUUUUUUAUUGUAGUGGCUAGAACCAUUUCCUCAUAAUAUUUCCCUUUGUCAGUUGUUCCGCACCUUUUUAUAAAACCUUGAAAAGAAAUGAGCAAACAACUGCUUUAAUAUUCUUAAUUUUCUGUUUGUGAAAAAAAAAGAAUUGCAAAUUAUUGUAAAUUGUAAUCGAGGGCAUUAGGAAUAGGGACAUUUUUUAUUUUAGGAUUCUUCACAAAUUGUUGCUAGAACCACCUCCUCAUUAUCUUUCCCUUUGUCUGUUGUUCCGGGUCUUUUUAUAAAACCUUGAAAAGGAAUCAGCAAACAACUGCUUUAAUAUCCUUAAUUUUCUGUUUGUGAAAACAAAAAAAAAUUGCGAAUUAUUGUAAAUUGUAAUCGAGGGCAUUAGGAAUGUAGAAACUUUUAUUCUGUAUACGAUCCUCCGCGAAUUGUAUGGCGAGAGCCACCUCCUCAUAAUCUUUCCCCUUAUCUGUGGUUCCAGUUCUUUAUAUAAAACCUUGAAAAACAAUCAACAAAUGCUUGCUUUUAUAUUUUUAAUUUUCUGUUUGUCAGGACAAACAAAAAAAAACAAUAUAAUUCCAACAUAUUGUAAAUUUUGUUGAACCGCCACAAAUUAUAGUGGCUACAGCCACCUCUUCAUUAUCUUUUCCCUUAUCUGUUGUUCCAGCUCUUUUAUAAAAGCCUGAGAAGGAAUCAACAAAUAAAUUCUUUAAUACUCUUAAUAUUAACAAAAAAAGAAUUCGAAAUUAUUGUAAAAAAUUUUUAUUCUAGGAUCCUUCACGAAUUGUAGUGGCGAGAGCCACCUCCUCAUAUUCCUUCCCCUUAUCUGUGGUUCCAGGUCUUUUUAUAAAACCUUGAAAAUCAAUCAAUACACGCCCUUUUAUAAUUUUAA
Messenger RNA from Zophobas morio, 2715 nucleotides. RefSeq names its product tRNA (cytosine(38)-C(5))-methyltransferase. The record is from RefSeq and is a predicted model, not a curated record. Gene Ontology annotation, molecular function: methyltransferase activity. Gene Ontology annotation, cellular component: nucleus. NCBI's taxonomy places the organism in Eukaryota, Metazoa, Arthropoda, Insecta, Coleoptera, Tenebrionidae. Bases 239 to 1261 code for a protein of 340 amino acids. The transcript has 3 exons.